Messenger RNA from Mesorhabditis belari, 870 nucleotides. The record is from the annotation of a GenBank genome assembly. Lineage: Eukaryota; Metazoa; Nematoda; Chromadorea; Rhabditida; Rhabditidae.
AUGAAAAUUCUGUCAUUUUUAUGUCUUGCUAUUCUUGGCAUAAAAUCGAGUGAAGUUUUCUUUCCGAUUGACAUUUUUGCACGAGCACAAUGCAAUUUUCUCUUCAUCUUCGAUUUCUCGGAGUACGCGACUGAGAAUGGGUUCCCAGCCACAAUGCAAAAGAAACUCGCUCAAACAGCCUCAAACGCAUAUGACCAAAAGCAAAAUUUGACUGAGGAACUCAAAGGAGUGUACAAUUGGUGGUCAAUCGGCGCCAAUUGGGCAAACGGACCGAUUCCCCACGAGUUUUUUCCCUACGCCGCUUUCUCCGACAAUCUCAUGGGAGCCACCGCACCGCCUUUCACGUUCUAUGAAGGAUUUGAUAUAUUAAAUACUAUGUUGGAAGUGGAUCGGCCGAUGGACACGUUCUUUGUAAUAUUCAGUGCAAGCCCUCAGGAAAUCAUUCGCAGUACCACUGUCAAAGCGCAGCUACACGAGAAAAUCAUUGGCGUUGGACUGACGGGUGUCAAUGAUCUGGCGGAAGUCUCGCAGAUAUCCUUAUCGGCCGGACUCGACAACAACUCGUUUAACAUCACAAAAGCUAUGCUAGAGAUUUGUAAAGACUGGCACCAGACCACAACGACGAUGACGACGAGCACAAAAGCACCAUCCACUACUUCAACCACGAAAAAAACGAGUGUGACCACUGCGGAAAGGGCGGUAAAGAGUUCAACAAGUCAGCCGACUGCUGUAUCCCCAACUGAACCCGAACCGACACAAAAUGACUCACCAAGUAGCACCAGAUUGUCGAUCGAUUCAACGACUAAGGGCGCUGAUCACCCAUUGAAAUCCGCCAUUCUUUUGGUGUUUCUCCUCGCAAUAUACAAUGAA